Molecule: messenger RNA, 2020 nt
Organism: Hevea brasiliensis (rubber tree)
Lineage: Eukaryota; Viridiplantae; Streptophyta; Magnoliopsida; Malpighiales; Euphorbiaceae
Product: O-fucosyltransferase 38
Exons: 11
Coding region: 94-1623 (509 amino acids)
Cellular component (GO): cytoplasm; nucleus
Source: RefSeq, a predicted model, not a curated record
UUCUUCCCAGUUCCCACGACCAGGCAACGGUAUAUAAGAAUCGCCAGCUGCAGCAGCUGGAAUACAGUGAGGAAGAAGACAACGGUACGAGAAAUGGUAAACAGCAGAGGGUAUUCACAGGUGAAAAGAUCAUCAGUGGUCAGAUUUCUCUCAAGAAGACCGUCUCCUUCAGCUAUUACUGUUUACAUGAUCCUUCUCUUUGCCUUUUCACUCUUCAUAUUUGUUUUUAACGCAAGAGACAUAUUGGAUAAUGAGCAUAAAUCUCGCUUCUCUGAAGAGUCUCUUUCUCAGAAUCAAUCUCAAUCUGUGCAGAUGUCCAAUGAAAAACUGUGGGAUACUCCUCUCAACUAUGGUUUACGCGCUUGUGCCAGCCCUACUGCUAAAUAUAAAGCUGCCCAAGGAUGGGACCGCUAUAUAACUGUGAAAAGCAAUGGAGGACUAAAUCAAAUGCGCACUGGUAUUUCGGACAUGGUGGCUGUUGCACACAUCAUGAAUGCAACAUUAGUGAUUCCCCAAUUAGAUAAACGUUCAUUUUGGCAAGACACAAGUACAUUUUCAGAUAUAUUUGAUGAGCUUCAUUUCAUCACAAGCUUACAAAAUGAUGUGAGAAUUAUCAAGGAGCUACCCAGAGAAUUGGAAUCUCUUCCUCGGGCCAGGAAACACUUCACCUCCUGGUCUGGCAUGGGUUACUAUGAAGAUAUGAAACGGUUAUGGGAGGAAUUUCAGGUGAUUCAUGUUGCAAAGUCAGAUUCUCGUCUUGCAAACAAUGAUUUGCCUCUUGAUAUCCAGAGGUUAAGAUGCCGUACACUGUAUCAUGCUCUUCGCUUCUCUCCCCUAAUUGAAAGCCUAGGGAAGAAGCUGGUGGAGCGGCUGAGAUCACGUGGGGGAGGAUACAUUGCUCUUCAUCUAAGAUAUGAGAAGGACAUGCUUUCUUUUACUGGCUGCACUUAUGGUCUGACUCAGGCAGAAUCUGAAGAGCUGCGGCUAAUGAGGGAGAAUACCAACCAUUGGAAGGUUAAAAAGAUAAAUUCAACAGAGCAGAGGGAGGAAGGAUUUUGUCCUCUAACUCCUAAAGAGGCUGCGAUAUUUCUUCAAGCUCUUGGUUAUUCUCCAUCAACAGUGAUUUACAUUGCAGCUGGCGAAAUUUAUGGUGGUAAAUCUCACCUUGUAGAGCUGACAUCUCGGUUCCCAAAUAUUGUUUUCAAGGAAACAUUGGCUACACCAGAGGAGUUAAAAGCAUUUUCUAAGCAUGCUUCUCAGACAGCAGCAAUUGAUUACAUUAUUUCUACAGAGAGUGAUGUCUUUAUUCCAUCAUAUUCAGGUAAUAUGGCCAGAGCUGUUGAGGGCCACCGGAGAUUCUUAGGGCAUCGCAAGACUAUCACCCCAGACAGAAAAGAACUUGUCAAGCUAUUUGAUAAGCUACAAAGUGGACAGCUCAAGGGAGGGUCUUCAUUUUCACAUAUUGUCCAGGAGAUGCACAAGAACAGGCAAGGAGCUCCAAGGAAAAGAAGGGGUCCAUUGCCAGGAGUAAAAGGCCGAGCGCGUUUCAGGACUGAAGAAUCUUUUUAUGAAAAUCCAUAUCCUGAGUGUAUCUGCAGAUCAAAAAGAGCAAAUUUGAAAUGAUCAUUACACUGGCUUGCAAUUUGAAGAAUUAUCUGAUGUGAGGGGUCCCUUUUGUGUGCUAUGAUGACCAACAUUAACACGAGCUUGCAGGUUACAUAAGCCAAAACUGAGUGAGCCAAAGCAGCAGCAACCCAGUUAGUAGAUUAGUUAGGUGGUACUCAAGUGGCCAGGAGAGAGGAAUAGGAGGAAAAUAAUGUAAUAUUAGUCAAUAUUAAAUUCAUCUGGAUUGCUAGAGUAUUAUUUCUCAUGAAAUGAUGAGAACAUUUGAGGAUUCAGGGAGUUCAAAUGGGAUUGUGGUUAGGACUUUAGGAGGUCAAACAGUUGCCUUUUCAAAAAGUAUUAUUUUAUAUGUUAAAGAAAAGUAAUUUAGAAAAAAUUAUUUAUUUGUUUUGGAUUA